AUGAAACGCUGUAAGUGGUCAGUAUUCCUUUACUGGUUUCUAGUACAUGGGCCAAAAUUAUCUGAAGGAUAUUAUUCUAAUGUAACUAUAGACAGAGCGCCCCGUCAACUAAGAGAAUUCAAAAAUGAGCAUCCGAAACCUAUUGGAAUUAUUACCACUGAAGCCGGUGUCCCAGUCGAUUUAAGAGAUUCUAUAAUUUUAAAUAAAGAUAUAUUCAAUAGUGAAUUCUUCACGGACACUUUAACGCAUUUCGUUGGUGAACCAAUUCCAGAACGUGUUGUCCAAGGCCAUGGUUAUGGUGCCUUUGGAUAUUUUGAAGUAACUAAUGAUGUUUCAAAGUUUACAAGCGCCGACGUGUUCAAUGGCAUUGGGAAGAAAACACCUUUGUUUGUGCGAUUUUCAACCGCUAGACAAAGUAUUAAUGGCAAUGAACUGGUAAGAGAACAUAAAGCGGCAUCUAUUAAAUUUUAUACCAAAGAAGGUAAUUUGGACUUACUUACCAUAAAUAUUCCUGCUUACGACUACAGAGAUCCUCUGGACUUUCCAAACUUCAUUCGAGCUCAGAAGAAACACCCAAAAACUAAAAUUCGUGAUUUAAAUAUGGAAUGGGAUUUUACUACACUAAGACCGUCUCGAUUCCAUGCAUUCAUGUGGCGUAUGUCUGAUUAUGGUCUUCCACUUGGCUUUAGAAAAAUGGACUUUUUCCCACUCCAUGCAUAUGAAAUAAACAACAAACAUGGAGAAAGGUUCAUUGCGAAAUUAAAUUUCCGAACUGAAUUAGGCUUAGCAAAUCUUACAACAAAUCAAGCACUGGCCAUAGCUAGUCAAGAACCAAAUUACUUUUCAAGAGAUUUGUACAACGCAAUUACUAACAAAAACUAUCCAUCUUGGAGAUUCGAAAUGGAUAUCAUGACUUUAGAUGAUGUCAAAAGUCUUGAUUACAACCCCUUUGAUGUCACAAGGUUAUGGAAGGCUGGAACAUUUAAAACGGUUACCGUAGGAAGAUUAGUGUUAAAUGAAAUACCGGACAGUCAUUUCAGGUCUACUGAAAUGAGUGCUUUCAACCCUGCCAAUUUAGUGCCUGGCAUUCCUGGACCCGCUGACCACGUAUUUAAGGGACGUCGACUUGCUUAUCGUGAUGCACACAACCAUCGUUUAGGAAGAAACCACAAUAAAAUUGAUGUGAACUUGCCCAGAGGGCGUGUCUUAACAUACACACGUGACAGCGAUCCUCCUGUAAGAGAAAAUAUGAGAGAUGCUCCUAGUUUCUUUCCGAAUUCUUUCAACGGACCAGUGCCUUAUAUUGAACCAAGUCGUCCUAGCCAAAAAUUGGUUGUUUAUGACAAUAAUAUUGCAGAUUUUGGGCCUGCGUGGUAUUUCUAUAACUACAUUCUGAAAAAUGAAGGAGAAAGACAAAGGUUGGCCGAUAAUAUGGCUUUUACGCUUUUGGAUGUAGAUGAAGAAGUAAGAGAAAGGGGGCUGACAAUGGUGAGCUGGAUUGAUCUAGAUUUGGUGAAAAGGAUCAGGGAAAGGUUUGCAGUUUUGAGGAAAGCAGCGGACAAAGCAAAUCAUGUCGACGUUAAGACAAGGUUUAGCCCUCUAGCUAGCUGCAUUGAGUCGUUUGUUGAAGGGCAAUUGACAAAUCAUUAUUAUUAA
Diatraea saccharalis (sugarcane borer) is the source of this 1656-nucleotide messenger RNA. NCBI's taxonomy places the organism in Eukaryota, Metazoa, Arthropoda, Insecta, Lepidoptera, Crambidae. The record is from the annotation of a GenBank genome assembly.